AUGGAAAAUUUCCGAUGUAUAACCUCAGACCUGCACUACUGGAAAAAGUUCAGAGCCAAAACCCUAUCACCACCACCUCCCUAUACGUUGCUACUCUUCGAUUAUAGGAUAUCUUGCCAACUGCGAAGCCUCCACAAACGCAACCCCGACUCCAUUAUCGUCUACUUCUUCCCAAUGCCCAUUCUUUGGUUAAGCCCUAAAUACAUUCCAUCGCUCACUGCUUCGUCUUCCUCCUCAAUCAAAUUGAGAGCCGCUGAUGUCGUAGAAAGACAAUCCUCCACCGCCUGUGUCAUCAAACUCAGAGUCGCCGGUGUCGUAGAAAGAGAAUCCACCACCGCCAGGUCGCCACCUCUAAAGGCUUCUCGUUCGUCUUCGUCGCCAAUUCAAAAUCGUGUUCUUAGGUCACUCGAAAAGCACUCAUGGUCGAUGAAAUCAAAAUGCGAAAUCAUGUUCUUAGUUGCUUCCAAUUUCCAUCAAUGGCAUCUCAAGCCGAUUCAUCUCUGCAAGCCAUCUGUUAUCACUGUGGCUCACUUCAACUACUUGAUCAGUCGUCCAACAGCUGUGAAUCUUUCAGAUGCUGCAACUAAACUUACAGAGAUUGUCGAACUCUGCUGCAACUGCUACGGUCUUGCAACAGCUGGAUUUGGAACUACUCUUAGAGUAAUCUGUGCACUACAUGCUGAUGGAGUACUUGAAAGAGCUUAUUGUACAGAAACCCGUCCAUUUAACCAAGGAUCAAGAUUAACAACUUAUGAAUUAGUUCAUGACAAAAUACCCGCGACUCUUAUAGCAGAUUUUGCAGCUGCUGCUUUAAUGAAAACUAGAUCUAUCCAUGUUGUCAUUGUUGGAGUUGAUCAUGUUACUGCUAACGGUGGCACUGCGAACAAGAUUGGAACAUAUAGCCUAGCGUCAUCUGCUAAACAUCAUGGUGUUCAAUUUUACGUUGCGGCCCCCUUGGCUUCAGUUGACUUGUCAUUAUCUUCCGGAAAUGAAAUUGUUAUAGAAGAAAGGUCACCAAAGGAGUUACUUAACACACAUGGUGGUAUGGGAGAACAAGUUGCAGCUUCUGUGAUUUGUGUUUGGAAUCCAGCUUUUGAUGUUACACCAGCUAAUUUAAUAUCUGGUAUCAUAACUGAAAAGAUUAAAGAGAUAAAAGUAUGGAAGCAAAACCACCUACCUUUUGGACUUAAUCUAGGAGAACUUGAAGAAGGUUUGAAGUUUUAUGAUGCUAUGGAUGGUUUUCCACCAAAGAGAAUAACUAUAGCACUAUUGGUGUAUACAGCUCCUCUUAUACCAGGAAGUGAGGUGUCACAGCAUAUAAGUACAGCUGGAAUGGAAGCUAAUGGGAUAAGUAAUAUGAAAUUAGCACUCAAUGGAUGCCUGAUUAUAGGAACAUUAGAUGGGGCUAAUGUUGAAAUCAGGAAGGAAGAGGCAGAAGCGGCUGUAGGCCGGAGUAGGAGACUUCGUCUGUCUCGUCGACCGGAGACCGGAGGCGGAGGCGUCGUUGGCCGAAGGCUAAGGUCCGGUGGUGGGAUUUUCAGGUUGGUUGAAUUAUUGGAGGUGCCAAGUGAGGCGAGGCUGGCCGAUGAUGAUGAUGUUGCGAUAGGGGAGAUGGAGAUGAAGGACCGAUUAGUGUGGGAGGAGGAAGCUAAGUAUGUGAGGAGGAGGAGGCGUAUUCAAUUUAGGACACCAUAUAGGUGUGCAUACAUAUUACAACAAUACAGAUCUCUUCUUAAUGGAAUGGUGGAAAUAGCCAAUUAUCCAUUAGUGAGGAUUUACCGAGGGAUCAGCUAUGCAUCUCGCAAUUCCAUCUUCACGAAAUGCAUUGGAAUUUCUGAUGACGAUGACGGCACUACACACCCGAUUCCGGCAACCUCCGCAUUUUUAAGCUGAAAGUAUUCUUCGUUAACUUUCGGAUUCAGGGGCCUCAUUUUUGCCGUCGCCCUGGGCCCCAAAUCGGCUUGGACCGAUCCUGUCUCAAGGGCACAGAAUCAUAAUCUUCUUCUUCUACUUCAUAUAAAAUUACCAAAAUACCCCCCGAAAGACUUGUUAUAGGAUGCUUACAGGUUCAUCAUCUGAUUCUGAUGUUUGCAAACACUCUUCGAACAUCCUGACAUCCUGACCUGCUGCUAACUGCUAAGUUUUCCAUCUAAAUCUUUUUAUCUCUCUUUUUCUUGUUUUAAUUUUAAUUCUCCAUUUUCAGCACGAAAAGGGAUUUUCAUAUGUGUUCCAUUGUUUUCAAAGCCAUUGUUGACUUGUUCAUGUUGAUUUUCCAUUUGACUUUGACCUCCUGAAUCACUUCUAGCCAAUGAAGAGCAUUGUGUUUCUGUACUGGUGUUCAGUAUCAAAAUGAAAAAGAUUAGACAAUUUGAGUAAUAAAAAUUAAUAUCAUUAAAAAAAAAAAAGCAAAGUCAGAGAAACCUGUUGCAUGAAGGACCCAUUAUGCAGUUGACAUGUGAUCAUAAAUUUUGUACCAUUAUUAAUAUACAUACCAUUUUGUUAAAAAAACAAAAAAAGCUC
Lactuca saligna is the source of this 2520-nucleotide messenger RNA. Lineage: Eukaryota; Viridiplantae; Streptophyta; Magnoliopsida; Asterales; Asteraceae. The record is from the annotation of a GenBank genome assembly.